Adineta ricciae is the source of this 510-nucleotide messenger RNA. Lineage: Eukaryota; Metazoa; Rotifera; Eurotatoria; Adinetida; Adinetidae. The record is from the annotation of a GenBank genome assembly.
AUGGCAUCACGGGCAAAGGCUAAACCACCAAAGAAGCGCCAACAGCGCGCGACAUCGAACAUCUUCGCCAUGUUCGAUCAAUCACAAAUUCAGGAAUACAAAGAAGCUUUCAAUAUCAUCGAUCAUGAUCGGGAUGGCUUUAUUAGUGGUGAUGAUCUCAAAGAUAUGUUUGCUUCGUUAGGAAAAGUUGUUAGUGAUGUUGAGGUCGAUGCGAUGAUUCGUGAAGCACCAGGUGAUAUUAAUUUCACGAUGUUUUUAACAUUAUUCGGAGAGAAAUUAACGGGUACCGAUCCUGAAGAUGUGAUCAAGAACGCAUUUACAUCGUUGGACGAAGAUGGUUCGGGUAAAAUCUCGGAAGAACGUUUACGCGAAUUGUUGAUGACGAUCGGUGAUCGGUAUAGUGAUGAAGAAGUCGAUGAAUUGUUUAAAGAAGCACCAAUACGUGAUGGUUUAUUUGAUUAUCAGGAAUUUGUAAAAAUUCUUAAAUAUGGUCGAAAAGAUCAAGAUUAA